AUGAUGGAUGUUUCUGUGCCUUGCCCCUCUGAUUUCGUCGUUGAACGAUUUAUUGGUCGUGGAUGUUACUCUUUUGUAUAUGAAAUUCGAAAAACAACUGGCUUUGAUAGCGGUUCUAAAUAUGCUUUAAAACGUUUUCUUCUGGAGAAUGACUCCGCAAUUAAGUGCGUUUUGAGAGAAAGACGGAUUUUAGAACGUCUUGCUUUGUGUGAUUUUCAAAGCCCAUUUCUUCCUAUGCUCUGUUACAGUAUGUGGAAAAACUAUUCAUCUGCUUUUGUUCUUCGAGAAGGCUCGGGCUGUGAUCUUUAUGAUCUCCUAUGUCACGUUGGUUGCCUGUCAGAAAGCAAUACACGUUUUUAUAUCGCAGAAAUUAUUUGCGGCCUGGAGCAUUUGCAUUCACUGAGUAUUGUACAUUUGGAUGUUAAACCUGAAAAUAUUCUCUUCUAUCCGGACGGCCAUGUGUUUGUUUCAGAUUUAGAUCGUUCCUAUGAUAUUUCCCAAAAUAUCAAGCCCACGCUAGAUGACUUUACCGGAACUCCUUUAUUCAUGGCUCCGGAAGUCGCUCGAGGUGAAGCCAUAGACACAAGGUCUGACAUAUGGAGUCUGGGUGUCCUUGUCGCGGAGAUGGUUACUGGUCCUAUCCGACGUGAAGCUGAAAAUACUGCCGAGGAAUUUAAACGAGCACGUAUGGGUACAUAUAACAUACGGGGUUUAAAGCGUCUCUCAAAACCUCUUCAGUCGUUUUUUAGCGCCUGUUUGCAACGCCAGCAUACACAACGUCCUUAUCUAAAAGGUGUAAAAGAGCUUCGGUUCUUAAAAUGUGUUGAUUGGUGCAAGGCUGGGUCCAGACUUCUUCGUCCUCCAUAUUCGACUUCAGAACUCCGUCACCGACUGACAAAAGAAGAUAAGAUCUCGGUAUCCUCCACUGAUGUAAAUCUACUUUCUGGAGCAUUUAAACCUUGGAGACCAGUCAAAUUUAAUUCAAAAAUGCCACAGAGCGCAAACACUGGUGAUUCUGAACCUGGGGAUAUUCCGUCCUCCUUGAAAAAAGCAGGAUACACUGAAGAGAAACUGGACUUACUGUUUAACUCGUUCAACUUUAUACAUCCGAGUUUACGGACAUCUGCUACCGAUACUGGCGUUUCAGAUUCUUUAUCAAAACUGACGGUGAAACUAGAUACAGCUAAAGGUUUAGUCGAUAGCAUACCAAAUACUAAACAUUCUAAAGGUCUUAUUAGUAAUAAUUCUGUGGGGCCUAUACCUUUCCGAAGACCUAGGUCCAGAGGUACAUCUAUUGGGGAUUGA
Schistosoma curassoni is the source of this 1305-nucleotide messenger RNA. The record is from the annotation of a GenBank genome assembly. Lineage: Eukaryota; Metazoa; Platyhelminthes; Trematoda; Strigeidida; Schistosomatidae.